Molecule: messenger RNA, 1018 nt
Organism: Argentina anserina (silverweed cinquefoil)
Lineage: Eukaryota; Viridiplantae; Streptophyta; Magnoliopsida; Rosales; Rosaceae
Product: transcription regulator complex subunit bur6
Exons: 1
Coding region: 21-827 (268 amino acids)
Biological process (GO): regulation of DNA-templated transcription
Cellular component (GO): nucleus
Molecular function (GO): protein heterodimerization activity; transcription cis-regulatory region binding
Source: RefSeq, a predicted model, not a curated record
CGCCGAGACCCAAACCAUCAAUGGCAGAACAAGACGAGACCGCCGCAACGGCCCCACCGCAUAUUGCCGAACAUCACGACUCAACAAUCGUGCAACCCCCCAGAGAAGAAGAAGAAGAAGCCAUGUCACCAAUCCGACCCGAAUCUGGAGAACAACCCGCAGUCCGACCCAAAUCGACCGAAGAUGACGCUACAACGAUCCAACCCGAAUCGGAAGAACCGAACACGCAACCGCAGGUCGGAGAAGAAGAAGAGGAACCACCGCUGGCUGAAGAAGAUGCUGCGGCCACGACCCGACCCGGAUCCGGAGAAGAAAACGCAGUCGGAUCAGAUCCAGUAGAAGAAGAGGACACAGCGCCGAUCGACGAAGAGAACGCCGUGACGGCCCAACCGAAAGGAGAGAAGGCGAAACCGGAGCAACCCGAAUUGAUUCGGCUCGAAUUCCCAACGGGUCGGGUCAAGAAGAUAAUGAAGCUGGACGCUGACAUCAACAAGAUCAACUCAGAAGCUCUGCACCUGGUCACCUGCUCCGCCCAGCUCUUCCUCCAAUUCCUCGCCGAGGGCUCCGGCGAGGCGGCGAUGGAGAAGAAGCGCAAGAUUGUGAAGCUGGAGCACAUAAGGACGGCGGCGAAGAGGCACCGCGCCACCAGGGAUUUCCUCGUCGAUGAGCUCCCGGCGGUGCCGGGUCAGCCGUCCGAUCAGAAGUCCGCUGAUCGGAGCCGCGCUCGCCCUGCUGCUGACAAGCCGGCUCCGGCUGGGACUCGCCGGAUUGAUGACUUCUUCAGUAAGCCAGUAGCUAAAUCGGCGGCUGAGGUUGAGGAGGCAUGAAUCAGUAGAUAUUCAUCUAUGUCAGUCUUGAAACAAGGCGUGUCGUCGGAAAAUAUCUGUAUGGAUUCUAGUAGACUUGGAUUUGAAUUUUGUUUCAGAGCUGUGUAAUGGCUUUCUAUAUUUCAUAUGAAUUGGAUGUUUUAUGAUUAACCUUAGCGAUUGUAGCCUGUUUCUGGUUUGUGUUAGUCUGU